GCCCCAAGCGCAAAGAUGAGAAGUAACGUUGCUCAAGCCCCGUUUUAUAACGACCGCGGGGGCCUCUCAUCUUUCCAUCUCAUCGAUACAGGACUAAACAAAACCCAAACUCUACUUCCCGGCGUUCUCAAGGGACUUCUCACUCUUGAGCGUCCUCUCAUUCUCGUCACCGAGCGAAAUUCCAACCUGUAUGACGUGAUGGCCUCCCUCCCUCUUCACAGACUUUACGACAACUUUUGCACUUCAGCCCAGCGGGAAAGUCAGGAAGGAAAUGCUUAUACCCGUGGGAAUGAAAGACGCGGAGAAGAUAGAAGCACGAGAGUGAUAGGAAGAGCGAUGGCUUGCGGGAGCGUGAGUUGCUUCUCCAUGAGCACCCCUUCUCUGCAGAUGGGCAGGAGCAGCAGCAACCUUUCUCGUGGGGGCAGGGCGAGGAUGUCAAUCCCGAUGCCUCCUCUCAACCCAAAGGACCCCUUCCUCACCAAGUUGGCCUCCGCAGCGGCCGCCUCCCCAGACCCUCUUCCUGAGCUGCUCAAAAACAGGAAUCCUGAAGUCCCUCCCUACUUGGAUCUCUUCGACAGCCCCAGACUCAUGGCUAGUCCCGCUCAGGUGGAGCGUGCUGUUUCAUACGGGGAGCACAGACCACGAAAGCCUCCUCCGGAUUUGCCUUCAUUGCUUCUUCACGGCCGGAUCGUGUAUAUUGGAAUGCCAUUGGUACCAGCUGUUACGGAGCUUGUGAUUGCCGAAUUGAUGUACUUGCAAUGGGUGGAUUCAAAGCAGCCCAUCUACCUCUACAUUAACUCUACUGGAACGACACGUGAUGAUGGAGAGACGGUUGGUAUGGAGUAUGAAGGAUUUGCCAUCUAUGAUGCCAUGAUGCAGCUGAAAAAUGAGAUCCAAACUGUUGCUGUUGGAGCAGCCAUUGGUCAGGCUUGCCUACUUCUUGCUGCUGGAAAAAAGGGAAGGCGAUUUAUGAUGCCACAUUCCAAAGCCAUGAUUCAGCAACCCCGUGUCCCAUCAUCAGGGCAGAUGCCAGCUAGUGAUGUCCUCAUCCGUGCGAAAGAGGUCAUAACGAAUCGAGACACUCUUGUUAAGCUUUUAGCAAGACACACUGGCAAUUCAAUUGAGACUGUGUCCAAGGUGAUGCGGAGGCCAUUCUAUAUGGAUCCCCCAAAAGCUAAAGAGUUUGGUGUCAUUGACAAGAUUCUUUGGCGCGGUCAAGAGAUGAUGGGAGAAACUGCCUCACCUGAAGAAUGGGAUAAGAGAGCUGGCAUUAGGGCUGUUGAUGGUUUGUGAUUUGUUCAAAAAGUUGGUGCUAAAAUUCUUGUGUUCUACUUUCAAAAUCUUUUGGAAUGGCCGCCAUCCAGCUAGCACGAUCAUUCGAUACAUGUAUAGUGGUAGCAUAGCGGAUGUACUAAUUGCUUUUAGUGUAAGUUCACCACCUCGAGAGAGAAGCAUUGUAAUAAGCUGGACAGCCUACAGCUUCCUACAGGAAAAUGAAUUCACGUUUUUUCUUUUUCUUCUAA
Messenger RNA from Nymphaea colorata (pocket water lily), 1523 nucleotides. RefSeq names its product ATP-dependent Clp protease proteolytic subunit-related protein 3, chloroplastic. The transcript has 10 exons. The coding region runs from base 16 to 1293 and encodes 425 amino acids. Gene Ontology annotation, biological process: protein quality control for misfolded or incompletely synthesized proteins. The record is from RefSeq and is a predicted model, not a curated record. Lineage: Eukaryota; Viridiplantae; Streptophyta; Magnoliopsida; Nymphaeales; Nymphaeaceae. Gene Ontology annotation, molecular function: serine-type endopeptidase activity; ATPase binding; ATP-dependent peptidase activity. Gene Ontology annotation, cellular component: endopeptidase Clp complex.